AUGACCAUAAAGUCAGUUAAGUAUUUAUAUAAGUACAUUUACAAAGGGCAUGACUGUGCCAAUGUGGUGAUAAAUGAGCAAGUUAACCAUGAUGAAAUAAACACGUUUUUAAAUUGUCGCUAUGUCUCAGCUCCAGAAGCAUUGUGGCGAAUAUUUGAGUAUUCUUUAAGUGAUAUGUCACAUAACAUCAUUCGACUUCAGGUUCAUCUGCCAGAUAAUCAGAUGAUAUAUUUUGUAGAAGGCGAAGAACAGGCAGCUUUAGACCGUGCAGCACAGCGUGACACUCACCUAACUGCAUGGUUUAAAUUAAAUGUUGAAAAUGAACAAGCCCGACACUAUCCAUAUGUUGAAAUUCCUUACCACUUUGUUUUUGAUAGCAAACAUUGUAAAUGGAAAGUUAGGCAAAGAGGUAGCAAUAAGGUGAUUGUUAGGAUGUUUAAAGUGAGUCCAAUAGGUGAAAUAUUUUAUCUUAGAAUGUUACUUUUGCAUGUUAGAGGUGCAGUUUCUUUUGAAGAUUUGCGUACUGUUAAUGGUACAGUUUUUAAUUUAUUCCGAGAAGCAUGUUCUCAAUUAGGUCUGUUACAAGACGACGCUGAAUGGAGAAAUACAUUAACUGAGGCUGCUGCAACUCGGUUGCCAAAUCAAAUUUGA
Messenger RNA from Hydra vulgaris (swiftwater hydra), 651 nucleotides. RefSeq lists its product as uncharacterized. The record is from RefSeq and is a predicted model, not a curated record. NCBI's taxonomy places the organism in Eukaryota, Metazoa, Cnidaria, Hydrozoa, Anthoathecata, Hydridae.